Messenger RNA from Alosa sapidissima (American shad), 862 nucleotides. RefSeq names its product charged multivesicular body protein 3 (gene chmp3). Gene Ontology annotation, cellular component: multivesicular body; ESCRT III complex. The transcript has 6 exons. Gene Ontology annotation, biological process: protein transport; endosome transport via multivesicular body sorting pathway; late endosome to vacuole transport. The record is from RefSeq and is a predicted model, not a curated record. Lineage: Eukaryota; Metazoa; Chordata; Actinopteri; Clupeiformes; Clupeidae. The coding region runs from base 126 to 791 and encodes 221 amino acids.
CUGGUUAGUUAGAACCCGGAAACAUCGUGUUGACAAGUUGCGCUGUGCCACUGUUUUGAAACUGUCAAGCAGUUUAGAUAGUCGUCUGAUCUUUCCUUGGGGUUGGAGAGUCAACGUCUUUUGAAAUGGGACUAUUUGGUAAAACGUCGGAAAAGCCACCUAAGGACCUUAUCAACGAGUGGUCCCUGAAGAUCCGCAAGGAGAUGCGCGUCAUCGACCGACAGAUCCGAGAUAUCCAGCGUGAGCAGGAGAAGGUCAAGCGCUCUAUUAAGGACGCGGCUAAGAAGGGGCAGAAGGAUGUGUGUGUGGUGCUGGCCAAAGAGAUGAUCCAGUCCAAGAGGGCCGUCAGCAAGCUCUACGCCUCCAAAGCACAGAUGAACUCCAUCCUGCUCAGCAUGAAGAACCAGCUCUCGCUGCUGAGAGUAGCAGGUGCUCUACAGAAGAGUACAGAGGUGAUGAAGGCCAUGCAGAACCUGGUGAAGAUUCCUGAGAUACAGGCCACCAUGCGGGAACUCUCCAAGGAGAUGAUGAAGGCGGGCAUCAUCGAGGAGAUGCUCGAGGACACGUUUGAGGGGAUGGAGGAUGAGGAGGAGAUGGAGGAGGAAGCUGAGGCCGAAGUGGACAAGAUCCUGUUUGAAAUCACAGCAGGUGCGCUGGGUAAAGCCCCCAGCAAGGUGACCGAUGCACUACCAGAGCCUGAACCCCAGGGGGCGACAGCAGCGUCGGAGGAGGAGGAGGAAGAGGAAGACAUCGAGGAGAUGCAGACGAGACUAGCUGCUCUACGAAGCUGAGAACACACACACCCACACUAACACACAUACACACAUACACACAUGCACAUAAAUACACACACACACACUCA